AUGGAAAUUGGCAGCCUGUCCCAUCAGAAUCAGAAGUACUGCAUGAUGGACAGGUACUCCAGUUUCUUGAUAUUUCAAGACACUGAUGCUGCAACAUACAGAUGCUAUGUUGUUGGACAAUCAAAAGUUAUCUAUCAUGAUACACAAAUAGUUGUUGAAGAGUGUGAGAAACUUUCAAGAGGUCCAUAUAUGAUUGACCCAUUUCCAGAAAACCAGGCUAUUUAUGAUUAUGGUGGAAAUGUCACUUUUCAGUGUACAGGUUAUUUUGGUUGCACAGAAAAAGAAGGUGUUUAUAUAGUAUUGUGGGUAGUUGAAGGAUCAAGCAAACCAAUUACAAACAUCAGUUCUAGAUAUUCUAUCUCAAAAAUGAAAUGUGACAGGUACGUAUAAUUAUAAUGAUAAUUAUUGUAAAUGCCUCAUUGAUGAUAUUGAUCCUGUCAAUUGAUGUUAUGCCGCCUGUCAACCAAGCUGGCAGGGGUCUUACAGAUAAGCCAAUCAACGAUCGUUAUCAGUUUCACGCUAAGAUGACUGCGUAGUCCACCAUUUUCCUUAGGCAAAAUGUUAAUAGGACAAUGGUGAAGAAGCAAUAUUAUUGAAAUUAUGUUAAUUUUCUGUCAAUUUAAAGCUAUUAAAUCCAGAGCUCCAAAUAGCAUGCGUAUCAGCGUGAAAUACAUAUGGAAAAUUCAAAAUACGCAUCACUUUCAGAAUUCAUGCAUCACAGUUUAAAAAUACACAUCUAUAUCAAAACACAUGCAAGAACAAUAGUUGUGUUUAUUAUUUAAUGCUUUUCAAUGGAUUAUUGAAAUAUAUCAGUAGAUUAAAUCCUGAUAAUCACACUGUUUCAAACAGUGAAAUUAUCAUUUUGAUAAUUUCACUGCUACGGAACUACUUUUUUCCCCUUCAAUGAACCCCAUAUACAUGUACAAAAGUACAACUUGAGUUGUCUCCCUUCUAUUUACUCUCUUUAUUUACAAACAACAAAUUACAUGUACUUCCUCUUUAUUCAUUUACUUCCUGUCGUCUGCAAAAAUGGAAGAACUUGCAAAUUUGGAUGCUUCUGCCCUAGAUGAUAUUUUUAAUAACUUCUAUGAUAAAGAAGAGUAUGGAGAUUUUCAGGUUGCAAACAGAAAUUUUAGGGAAAUUGAUCCUGAUGACUUCCUGUUAGAAAAUGAAAAUAA
Molecule: messenger RNA, 1178 nt
Organism: Ruditapes philippinarum (Manila clam)
Lineage: Eukaryota; Metazoa; Mollusca; Bivalvia; Venerida; Veneridae
Exons: 2
Coding region: 1-390 (129 amino acids)
Source: RefSeq, a predicted model, not a curated record